CGCAGCAGCAGCAGACACCGGUUGAUGAGAUGGUCCACUCGGUAUUACACAUCUAAUGGACCAACAAAGAGCGGCUGCUCGUCCAGCACUGAGUAGUAGGAGGUAAACUCCAUAGACUGUAACUGUGGACUACUAUAACCAGACAGGUGAGGGCAUUUUGACCGUCUUUAUCCGUCCGCGUCACCCCGCACCGUGACAAGAAGACCCGACUGUUGUCUCACCGGCGACAACCAUGAGCCAGAGGUUCACCGUCUCCAAGAGCGACGGCGACCGGCGCCCCUCCGACAUGCAGGGGGAGGUGAACCAGCUGUUUGAGGGAGACGAGCCCCCGACCAGCAGCAGCAGCGCGGAGGGACAGGCUGCUACUGCAGCUGGUACUGAAACGGUGCUGGUGCUGAAAGGAGACAGUAACCCCAAGGAAAGCAGCCCCUUCAUCAACAGCAGUGAUGCUGCCACAGAGAAGACUCAGCAAUAUGAUCGCAAGAACAUGGCCUUGUUUGAGGAGGAGAUGGACACCAGCCCCAUGGUGUCAUCUCUUCUCAGUAGCCUGGCCAACUAUUCUAACCUGCCCCAAGGUAGCAAGGAGCAUGAGGAGGCCGAAAACAAUGAGGCUGAGUCAUCACGCAAGAAACCUGUUAAGGCUCCCCAGCUCGGCACACUGAUGGGCGUUUAUAUGCCGUGCAUCCAAAACAUCUUCGGAGUCAUCCUGUUCCUCAGGAUGACCUGGUUGGUGGGAAUCGGAGGUGUCAUUGGGACUUUCAUCAUCGUUUUCAUGUGCUGUACCACAACCAUGCUGACUGCCAUCUCUAUGAGUGCCAUCGCUACCAAUGGAGUAGUGCCAGCUGGAGGCUCCUACUACAUGAUCUCCCGUUCACUGGGCCCUGAGUUUGGGGGAGCGGUCGGAAUCUGUUUCUACCUGGGGACCACGUACGCUGGAGCUAUGUACAUCCUCGGAGCUAUUGAGCUCCUGUUGAUCUACAUUGCGCCCAAAGCAGCCAUAUUUCCCCUGGAGGGCCUAGAGGGUCCUGAGGCCGAGGCCGCCCUGCUUAAUAACAUGCGUGUGUACGGGACCAUCCUGUUGACCUCCAUGGCCACAGUGGUGUUCGUUGGCGUAAAAUAUGUUAACAAGUUGGCACUCGUGUUUCUGGCAUGUGUCAUUCUCUCCAUCUUGGCUGUCUAUGCCGGAGUCAUCAAGACCGCCAUGGAUCCACCUGUAUUCCCGGUGUGUGUUUUGGGGAAUCGCACUUUGGUGUGGAAGUCCUUUGAUGUUUGUGCCAAGACCAUUGAGACAGCUAAUGGGACAGUCACAACCCAGCUGUGGCAGAUGUUCUGUGAUUCACCUUUUCUCAACGCUACCUGUGACAAAUACUUUGUCGCCAACAACGUGACUGAGAUCCAGGGCAUCCCUGGGGUCACUAGUGGAAUCUUGGCAGAUAACCUGUUUGGAAACUACUAUGAGAAAGGGGACCUCAUUGCCAGGGAUAAGAUGGAGUCAGUGGAAGACCAGGACGAGCCUCUAACCAACGCUAACCGCUACGUGUUAGCUGACAUCACCAGCUUUUUCACAUUGCUGGUUGGCAUUUACUUCCCGUCUGUGACAGGGAUCAUGGCUGGAUCCAACCGUUCUGGAGACCUGCGUGAUGCACAGAAGUCAAUCCCCAUUGGAACAAUUGCAGCCAUCACCACCACCUCCACUGUCUACAUGUCCAGUGUGGUUCUGUUUGGUGCCUGCAUUGAGGGUGUGGUCCUCAGGGACAAGUUCGGAGAGGGCGUCCAUGGGAACUUAGUGAUUGGCACAUUGGCUUGGCCAUCACCAUGGGUGAUUGUGAUUGGCUCUUUCUUCUCCACCUGUGGAGCAGGCCUCCAGAGCCUGACGGGAGCGCCUCGUCUCAUGCAGGCCAUUGCCAAGGAUGGCAUUGUGCCCGCUCUUCGGAUCUUUGGCCACGGGAAGGCCAACGGAGAACCCACAUGGUCCCUCCUGCUGACGGCUUGUAUCUGCGAGAGUGGGAUCCUCAUUGCCUCCCUGGAUUCAGUCGCUCCCAUCCUCUCCAUGUUCUUCCUGAUGUGCUACAUGUUUGUGAAUCUGGCAUGUGCCCUCCAGACACUGCUGAGGACACCAAACUGGAGACCACGGUUCAAGUUCUACCACUGGACUCUUUCCUUCCUGGGGAUGAGCCUGUGUCUUACUCUUAUGUUCCUCUGUUCCUGGUACUACGCCAUUGUCGCCAUGGUAAUUGCCGGUUCCAUCUACAAGUAUAUCGAGUUUGCAGGUGCGGAGAAAGAAUGGGGCGAUGGAAUACGGGGUCUGUCUCUAAGUGCUGCACGUUACGCUCUCAUGCGGUUGGAGGAAGGUCCCCCACACACCAAAAACUGGAGGCCUCAGCUGCUGGUGCUGGUCAGUACAGAUGCAGAGCAAAAUGUGGAGCAGCCUCGUCUGCUUUCUCUGACCAACCAGCUGAAGGCAGGCAAAGGUCUAACCAUUGUUGGGACAGCUCUAGGGGGCACGUUCUUGGACAACUAUGAACAGGCACAGCGUGCAGAGCAGGCACUGCGUAAGCUGAUGGAGACAGAGAAGGUGAAGGGCUUCUGUCAGGUGACUGUGUCCUCUAACCUGCGUGAUGCUACAUCACAUCUGCUCCAGGCCAGUGGGCUGGGAGGCCUGAAACACAAUGCUGUCUUGGUCUCAUGGCCACGCAACUGGAAGCAAGGAGACGAGCAUCAGCACUGGAGGAACUUCAUUGAGCUGGUCAGAGAAACUACCGUCGCUAACUUGGCUCUGCUCGUCCCAAAGAACAUCGCAGCCUUCCCAUCCAACGGCGAACGCUUCACAGAGGGUCACAUUGACGUCUGGUGGAUCGUCCAUGAUGGAGGCAUGCUGAUGCUGCUGCCCUUCCUGCUCCGCCAGCACAAGGUUUGGAGGAAGUGCAAGAUGCGCAUCUUCACUGUGGCCCAGAUGGACGACAACAGCAUCCAGAUGAAAAAGGACCUGACCACAUUCCUCUAUCACCUCCGUAUCGAUGCUGUGGUAGAAGUUGUAGAAAUGCAUGACAGUGACAUCUCAGCCUACACUUACGAGAAGACCCUGGUGAUGGAACAACGCUCGCAGAUGCUUAAACAGAUCAAUCUGACAAAGAAUGAACGUGAGAGAGAGAUCCAGAGCAUCACUGAUUCAUCCCGUGGGUCUAUCCGGCGUAAGAACCCGGCUGCUGUAACCACCCAACUGAGUGUGACUGAAGACCCACCUGCUGGCAGCAAGGAGGAGAAGCCCGAGGAAGAGUCAAAGUCGGCCUCUUCCCCUGUGUCCCCCCCUGCCCAGGUUCAGCUCAUCCAUGACAAUACCACCCCGGCCAGCCCUGCAACCCCAGCCACUCCGCUGACCCCUGGAGAGGGGGCUCAGAGCCCAGGGGAGCAGGUCCAGAUGACCUGGACUGAGAAGUGUGACGGCGAGCCAGCCAAGCCGCCCGGAGCAGCAACACCAGAGGGCAUCAAAGACAUCUUCAAUAUGAAGCCUGAGUGGGAGAACCUGAACCAGUUCAAUGUGCGACGUAUGCAUACAGCUCUCCGGCUGAAUGAGGUCAUUGUUAAAAAGUCUUCAGAGGCCAAGCUAGUCCUCCUCAACAUGCCAGGGCCACCCAGGAACCGGACAGGUGAUGAAAACUAUAUGGAGUUUCUUGAGGUCCUCACUGAGGGCCUGAACCGAGUCCUCCUAGUCCGUGGAGGUGGUCGCGAGGUCAUCACUAUCUACUCCUGAAAAAGCAAACCCCCUCCCCUCAUUAUCACCCCUCUCUCAGCCCUGCUCCUGUGUCACCCGUACCCAAACCCUCUCAUCAAUGCUGCACCAUUAUUAUAUCAUUCUUACAGUUUAUUUCUAUGACAUAGUCCUCUCACACCCAACCAAAUAACCCAGCUCAGCUUCAGCACCUCUCCCCAAGCUCAAACCCCAGCAAACCAACAAGCAGUAUUAAACACUAAGCUACUCUCACUCCAGGCAAAAAAAACUGCUAUAAAUAGUAUAGGCUCUAGACUGAAUUAGAUGCUAUCAACAUUUGUUCUUGGAGACGUUUUUUGCUUUGCAAGAUUGCAGUCUGCUACAGAAACUCACACUGAGUCGCAGUGACUCGGUCAGGAGGAGGUGGUGAUGGGGUCUGCAUGGGUUGUUAGCUGAGGUGUGAGCACACAUGCAUGUAUGUGUCUCUUUGUUUUAAUCUAGGUAGAUUUUAUUUAUUUUUUUCCCCUGUUCGAACACAAAUGUGGCAUAGACACGGCUUCUCCACGGAGAGAUCGAGAGCCAGCUGAAAUGAGAUCAAUGUAGGAUUGUCUAUUCGGUUCCCUCAUGGUGAUUGGACACUUCCCACAGCGUUCCAACCUGCUGUCUACGAUGUGAAUAACCGUUCAAGGCAAAAGAUACUUCUACCCACAGUCAGUGUCACCUGCUGGAGGACGUAUGUAUGUGUAAUUCACAAUGGCAUUUGAAAAAAGUGAAAUGGCAUGUGGAUCAGACUUGCAGUAUUAUCUUUAAAUUGAUGCUCCACUCGUUCUGUUGAUUCCAUCACCUACACUCCUUUCAGCUCAUUUCUUAGUGGCUGUUUAUCCCUGUGGCCACUGUUAGUGCCAAAAAAUACAAGGCUAGCUUAGUUUGUUGAGAUUGACACACAAUUAAACUGUGAAUAGUGCGUUUCCUAGCAGAAGCCUGGUGUGACAGCGGAGUGGGGAGACAUGACAAAGCCCCCUCUAAGGAGAUUAUCAGCGCCAGCACCCCUCGACCUCUCGUGUGGAUCACUGUAAAUAAUGUACAAGCUCUGACGCGUUGUUCAGUAUGAGUGUAGUAUUUUUGUGACAUACUAAAAAGAUUCUAAUGGAGAGGAAAAACGGAGACAGCUCAAAACAGCUGCUUUUAAAAAAAAGUUAUUUAUUUAUUUCUUUAUUGGAUUUAUUUAUUGGAUGGCUCCUUUCACUAUGAUAAGCGUCAUUGUAACCUCGACAAAGCACUGCACCUGCACUGUCCACCACUGUGCGACGAGUGAAAUUUUGAUGAUUUCAUCAAGUUCAUUAAGAAAAAAAAAAUACUAAAUGUUAUUUUUUCAUGUAGAGAACAAAUAUGUAUUUACGUUUAUAGACUGAAUUUACACAUAUUGAUGAAAUAGCUGUAUAUCAUCUUGUCAUUCAUAGCUCUGCCACUGUUUUGCCAAACUUCAAUACAUUAAAUGUGCCAUAUCAAAGUUUUUUCAGAGAAGUGGUAAACAAAAUUCUGCCGAUUCAAGUUAGAGAGAACAAAGUGUCGUAAAAAAAAAAAAAGGUAAAAGGAGGCGUCUACGGGAAACUAGCAUGGUGAUGACACUAGUUGGAAUGUCACCCUAUAGAUAAUUAAAGAAUACAUGUUCAGCCCUCCAUAAAACGUCCAGCUGUUGUCGAUAUCUGCUCUCGCCGAGUUGAGUUUUUGAACAUCUAUUGGUUAUUUGUUUAUAGGGUCUAGCCUAAAUAAAUAGAGAGGACAAUGGCUUCUGUAGCUACUCACUUUGUCCACAAGAAUGAACUCUAUGCAGUAGACUACUCUCCAGUGAGAUUUUCUAUUCUAUUUGAUUGGUUAAGAUUUGAGCCACAUACAUCCCUGUGACUGAAUGACUUGUGAACAAAUCAUAUUUACGUUUGAAGAGUGCAUUUUUGAAGGAAUGUGCAAUGGUUGAAAUCUGGACUCACGUGAUCACGUUAUUUAUUUUUUUACACAUAUAUUUUGUAUAUGUAGAUUUCGUAAGUCUUAUAAAAUCCAAAAUCAUCUCACUCUGACCAAGGACAGCUGUCACUUUACUUUGAUUGCUCCUGUUUCUUUUCUUAAAGAAACUGUUUUUGGUCAUUUGCACUUCUAGUAGAAAUAUACAGUAAAUAUAAAUAAACAUAUAUAUAUAUAUAUAAAAAUAUAUAUAUACAGUAUAUACGAUAUAGGGAAGCAAAACAAAUUAGUUUCUAGAACUAUUUACAAACAGUAUUAAAUGUUUUUAGUGUUGCUUGAAUGUCGGACCAUAUGUUGUGAAUGCUGCUAGUAUCUAUAGAUUUAUUUGUACUGUAAAUAGAGAUGAGAUAAAUCAACAUUAAAGAUAUAGUAAAAAGGGUAUAGACAUACAUAUCAGCGGUGGUAGCGGUGGUUAUCUAACAAGACACGGCUGUACCUGUACACAUUUGGCCCGUGAUCUCUCGACAGGGUUAGCUUUCUGUUUUAUUAGAAAACUGUACUGAAUACCUUGAUGCAAUAUUACAACUGAGGGCAAAACCGUCACCCUUUAUUGUCUUUUCUAAAACGUGCUCUCGUAAUUACUAUCUUUAAUCCCCUGAGUAAAGCGAACCAGUUUUAGGGGAACAGGUUUUCUGUUUAGCACUUUUAAAGAAACCGAGUGGAAUUGCCAAAAUAUUAAAACAUGAAUAUUUGUUUUGAGACUUUUAAACACACCUACCUGUGACACCUGAAGACAAGUAGCCCACUCCUAGUUUCAAAGAUUUCUCUGUGCCAAGUGAUAAAGAAUUUAUUUAUUAUGCUUGUCACAAAAAAGCGGGGAGGGGGCUGUUUGACACUCACACCUGUUUUUGAAGAACAUGGUUAUUUUGGGAUUGUCUCUACAACAUUGCCUGCAUCAACUGAGCCUUUUAAAUUUAUUCAAAAGAAAAGAUAUCUGAUGUUUAUUGGAGAAGUUUAUUGGAAAUAAAUUUAUUUAUGGAAUUAUAAAUGUUUUAUAAUUGCUGUUUGCAUGGUACCAUGUGGCAAUAUUUGUUUUAGUGAUUUUAUAUCGUGAUGACUUACAUGUUUUAAGGUGCAGAGUCAGAGUGGUGGAGAAAGGUGUCAAACGUUCUCAAUGAGUUUCCGAUUUUGAGAACUCAGGAGUGUUGCCGCGCAGUCGGCAGCAUGGUUUAACCUUGAAAAUAAGUUUUUUUGCAAAAAACUCAAACAAAAAACAAAAACAAAACAGGAAAAAGUAUGAGUUCACUAUAUUGUUAAUCGUUAUAUUUCAAUCUCGCUCAAGUAGUCUUAUGUAAUGUGAUAGAAGAUUUUGAGUUUGCAAAUAGACGAGCCUUGGGAAUAGUCAUUUCACAUUUUUGUAAAUAUGAAUAUCACAAAUCAAGGACACUGUAAUCUGCUAGUGUUGUCUUUUGUUGUACACUGUUCUAUCACUGUGGGCAAAGUCUUAGAGUUUUGUAAGAUUAUGUGCAAUAUUGCUCUCAUACCGGUAUUUUUUUUCCCAUUUUGUCACAAUUUCAGUUUAUAUAAAUAACUGGAGAUGUCAGCAGUCUCUUAAAUUUUUAGAGUGUUUGUCACCAGGUCUUUUGGACCAGAAAAACCUAAAGUGUUCAAUCAAAAUGUGGCAGAGGCAGCACAGCACUUUACACUGAGGGGGCACUCUGUGAUGGAGGGGUCAGAUGGCAAAACAGCCAGCCUGCUCUGUACAGACUCUGUCCCACAGUGAUCCCUGGUGGCACAAGAGUGUAUUUACAGCCAGCUGUGGCGGUCUGACAGCUCAGACUAAAAAAAAAUAAAAAUAAAUCAUGAAAUCCCAUCAUCUCGCUGCGGUUCCCAGCUGCAACAGUUCAGACACCUACCUGUUAAUUUUGUUUACAUCUUAUCAUUUGAGCAUUUUCUUGGACAUUUUUAGCAUGCAUCACCUUUUUUUUUCCUUGCCAAACUUCUUUAAAAAGAAUAAUAGUAACUGUUAAAUUUCUAGUGCUUGUCACUCAAUCUGUGAGGUGAGCCUUCCCAGAAUUCCCCCUCAACCCCACUCCUCAGCCCUUCUGCCCCAGCUCCCUGGUCUCCCCCAUCCCAACCACGAAAAUCCACCCCAGCUCUGUAUUUUAAAUGUGACUGCAGUAUAAUUCUGAGAAAUGAUCAAAGAAUAUAAAACUCGCGCUUCCAAACCUGGUACAGGCUCUGCUUGGACAAGGCGCGAUAGUCGACUUAAAAACCAGCACGUCCCUCUCCCCCCUGAACUGAUCCGUGAUUUAGAUCAGAUCUUUCACCUGCACAACUGUAGCAUGAGGCAAACUUGCCGGUGAUCAUUACCCAGUCUCCAUCCUAAAAUGGAUAUUAAGGGCUCUGAAACACAUCUGUUACCGGGUUGAGGAGGCUGUCGUGUUAGGACACCAACAGAGAAGUACAAAACUAAUCCCAGAUUAUUGCAGACGGGGGCACACAGUCUGUAGCUGAAAUAAGAUCAUACCCCCUCAAUAUUAUCUACACAGAAGCAUCAGAUGUGCCUGAUAUGGAAGGUAAUGCAACAGCUGCACUUACAUUUCACACAGUCGAUCUCUCUGGGAGUCAGAUGAGAAAAACUCGAGCGGCUAUUCAUGCAGUGCAAGCAGAGCCCCACUCCGGUUAUGUUGUGUAACUCAGUGCAUGCAUGCAACUACCCUGAACAAGGUGUAUUGAAAAUAUAUUGGGUGUUUGUGGUAUAAAAGUAUUUUGUUUAUAUCAGACACUUUUUUUGUAGUAGUAGUAGAAUAUUUUUUCCUUAGCACUGGCCCAUUGUAUCCCAGGAUGAAUAUUAUUCUAGUAUGAGAUUCUAUUUUUUAUGGUAGAUCUGUUGACAUGGUCCUCUCAUUGUGUCUAAUAGCUGGAGAUGAAGUGAUUACCAAAGUAUAUUUCAGUUAACUACAUAAAUGAGUGUGAAAAUGUGUGCUCCAGUGAAUUAGAUGAAGACACGCGAAAACUGUUUACCUUCUUAUCAAAAUUUGUAGCAAAUGUCACUCCCAUGAGAAUAUUGUUUCAACAAGGUAAAACAAAGAACACUGGACGUGCCAAGGUAUUAUAGGAGACGCCUGCUAAUUUUUAUUUUUAAAUGUUUGAAAAAGCAGUAAGUCUGCUGCCUGUCCAAAACUGGCGAUGUACCUCUUUUCAGUCACCAGUUUUGGUUUUAUUCAGUGUAUUGAUAGAAGUAUUUCCAACUACCAAAACUGCUUUGCUAUUUAGGCUUUUAAAUGACCUUAAGAGGACAAGUUGUGCAUUUUGGGAAGGGCACAGGUAUUGGUUUAUUGCAUUUUGUGCAAUAAACCAAUUACGGCUUUAUCAAAAGGUAUAUCCAUCUACCAGCAUUUCUGAAGCUCAAAACUAACACGCAUCUAGUUUGUGUGAUCGCUGCUUAGACCAAGGCUUAAAAACACAUCAUUUGUGAAAGGACUGUGUCUGGGCGUUAGUAAGUUGCUGGUCUUGACUAAUAAAGAGCACAGUAUGUAAUCUGUCAUUACAAACUUUGUUUUUUGUACGUUUUAAAUAAGGUGUACACACAAGUACUGAGCUUUAACAAAUGCCCAGUUUCAUUUGAACAGAUUCAGUUAUUGGAGAUUUGAGUUUUUCUGCUACAGACUCUCUUAUCCUUCAACUUUUUUUAAUGGAUAUUUCCCAAAAUGCAUUAUUCCGUAAUACUUGAUGGCUUUAACAAAAACAAAAACAAAAAAAAGAAAAAAGUAACCAGUACCAUAACCUUGUCACUGUCCAGACUUGUUUUUAAAUUCAUUGGACUUGUGGGAAACACUCUGUAUGGAUGCUUGGAGGGAAAAAAAAUAAAAAAUAAAAAAUAAAUGCACUGGAUGUAGAGGAUGUAUACAGCAUACACACAAAGACACACCUGUAUCAAAUUCAACAAUAUUGAAACAUUGGUUCAUUCUGAACCAUUCAUUACUUUUCCUUGAUACCGUACCCUAGUCUUAUGGUAAAGCCGUAGUGUGUUCCUUUCAGUUCUGUGGGAGUGUGUUUGUGUGUACAUGUGCACUUGUACCUGCUGGGGGCAGGGGUGGUCAUGGGCGAGGGUGGGAGGGGGCUACGUGUAAAUAAAAUACAGUUAGUGUGGAGGUGUUUAUUUUUUUUGUGUCAGUGCAAGUUAAAUAUUCUAAAACAAAAAAAAGGACAUGUAUUAUUCUCUAUUGUGGUUCAUGGUACAUUUAAAAGAAAAAAUAAAGAGGAAAAAGUAGUUUUA
Messenger RNA from Oreochromis niloticus (Nile tilapia), 9950 nucleotides. It is a transcript of the gene slc12a5a, whose product is annotated as solute carrier family 12 member 5a. The record is from RefSeq and is a predicted model, not a curated record. The transcript has 26 exons. Gene Ontology annotation, biological process: chemical synaptic transmission; cell volume homeostasis; potassium ion import across plasma membrane. Bases 233 to 3751 code for a protein of 1172 amino acids. Gene Ontology annotation, molecular function: potassium:chloride symporter activity. Lineage: Eukaryota; Metazoa; Chordata; Actinopteri; Cichliformes; Cichlidae. Gene Ontology annotation, cellular component: plasma membrane.